AUGCCCCACAUCCCUCCAUCAGAAGCUCCCCCUCCCUGCUCGGCUUUGCUCGAGCUCACACCAGUUGGUGGACGCCUCUCCAUCGUCGCUUCUCUAGGACUGCCUCCUCCGCCUGCCAUAUCAGGUGCAACAGAUCUCGUUGAGGAGCUCGACAAGCUUGGCCUUGGCUGCGCGCACCGAGCCGAGUAUAAAAGGCAGUCCCCUGAGAGGGAGCCUUGGGUUGGCUCCCAAGUGGGGCAACCAGCCGGGAAUGUGCUCCCCAGAACCACAGACGGUCUUGCAGAGGGAAGCACGUUAGGCAGCAAUAGCGAAUGGUCUUUUAGGUUGAGCCAACAACAGAUGCUGGACGGGCAACAGGCUUUGCGGCUUUCAGUGUGGUGCGGUCUAUCGAACGGAGCAGGAGGCCCUGCCAGGCCCUCCAGCGGGCCCAUUCAGUCAACGGGGGCGCUUCCUGGAGCAGUGGAUGCUACCAGUAGCAAGGAAACGGCGGGAGGCGAGGAACGCUGCGUGGCGUCUGAAGAGCAAGCACCCUCGGUAUACAACUUUUACUUCCGCUUGCCGUGCUCCCUCCCCUCUUUAAAGCUUCUUGGGGCCUCGUGCCUCCCUCUACAAGGAGAUGCAAGGACAAGGCAGGUAGCACAAAACACCAGUAAGGGAGAGCAACAUCAGGUUACGGCUCUCCGGCUCUCUAUGCAGUGCGACGUGAGGCCUGCUAGCCUCGCGGAGUCGAUACAAGAAAAAGAAGAUAGGAUCCUGCGGGCACUACAUGCUUUUCGACUGUCCUGGUCGUCUUGUGCAUGUGGAGUUCGCAGAGUCUGCGUGGGUCCAGACAAGAUCUUUAUCGCCAGUUGUGACGUGAAAGGACUCUUGAGAGGUCCCAAGGGCCCUUGCAGCGAAAGAAACUUUGCGUCGAAAUCGGCAGGUACUUUGUCCUUCCAGUUCUUAGGAGCAGCCACGAGUUUUCGAGGCUCUGCGUCGUUCGAUUCCCAGAGUGCAGACGAAGCCCUUUCGAGCCACGCUCGCAUCCCUGCAACCGAAGAUGGCAUAGACAGUGCAGCUGCUUGCUGUGGGCUUCGAAGCUUGCCUGCUUCUGGUGGUCGAGACAAGCGACAAGAGGCAUUUGGACAAGUGUGCGUGCUCAAGAGGCGCAUCUCGCUGCACCCAGGGGACUCAGGAGCCAGCACAGAUGGACCCAAUCUCUUCUUUCGUCAUUCGGACUUGUCCGCAUUUGCAGAAGACCUCUGUAGUUAUAGUAGAGAAGCAGCUGCUCUCCGCUUCCUGGUGCUACCCUUUACGCCCCCCAAAGGGGCUGAGCGCCCGUGGGAAAUUGGCAGGCAGGCGCCACCCGCACGCAGCCAUACACUGCGUGCAUCAGGAGACGCUAUCUGCAACCACAAUGGGCCUCAGCUGGUUUCUGCUGUGCCCUGGGUCAGCUGCGGACGAGAGACCACCUCUCUGGAGCUGCGCAUACUCCUGAGAGAGUGUUUUGUGGCUGCGGGCGGCACCCGAGAAGGUGGAAGCCCAGGAUUCUUAGCCAUGAAGGUCAUUCUGCGGGUGCUGAACGAGGCGAGAUAUCCCGAAGAGAUCCAGGAGCAGCAGCGUAAGCGAGAAGAGAAAUAUUGUGAAGAGAAACAGGUGGGGCCGUUGUGUGGGGGUUCACCUACAGGAUAUAUGCCGGUACGAAUGCAUUUAGCCCGCGUCAGCGUGCAACUGUUUGAGGAAGUGUUGCGAUUAGCUCGAGGAUCCAUGGUGGGGGAAAAUUUUCCUGGGGUUGCCAAAGCGCUCACACUCAAUUCCCUAGGGCUGAGCAGCUUCAAGGAUGAGUCCAAAGUGGCGUUUUUACCCUUGCCUUGA
This is a messenger RNA of Cyclospora cayetanensis, 1854 nucleotides long. RefSeq lists its product as uncharacterized. NCBI's taxonomy places the organism in Eukaryota, Apicomplexa, Conoidasida, Eucoccidiorida, Eimeriidae. The transcript has 4 exons. The record is from RefSeq and is a predicted model, not a curated record. Bases 1 to 1854 code for a protein of 617 amino acids.